Grammomys surdaster is the source of this 2459-nucleotide messenger RNA. RefSeq names its product inhibitor of DNA binding 4, HLH protein (gene Id4). The transcript is spliced from 3 exons. The coding region runs from base 394 to 882 and encodes 162 amino acids. Gene Ontology annotation, biological process: cell differentiation; circadian regulation of gene expression; negative regulation of transcription by RNA polymerase II. Gene Ontology annotation, molecular function: transcription regulator activity; protein dimerization activity. Gene Ontology annotation, cellular component: cytoplasm; nucleus. NCBI's taxonomy places the organism in Eukaryota, Metazoa, Chordata, Mammalia, Rodentia, Muridae. The record is from RefSeq and is a predicted model, not a curated record.
GCUGUUGAGCUGGGAGGCGCGGUUAGAAGUCGUUACUUCGAAGGGGGGCAGUCACGGGCUAGGGGAGCUCGGGGGCAGCGAUCCACCGUAGUCGGAGCUCGGACGGGAACGGCUCGGGGACCAGGGUGGGCUACUUUUUUUUUUCUUCCGGGGCUUUUGAUUUUUCUUGUCUUUUGCUUCGGGCCGAGUGUCGCUCACUAAAAACUGAGAUUUUCCCCUUGCCAAAACCCCAAGCAGCUCUCCGGUCGAUUUCUAGAGCUUGAGGCCGCUGGGUGCUGCGAGCUCCGGACGCGCAGGCUAGGGGAGCAAAGCGUAUCGAGGGCGGGGACCCGGAGCUCGCUCCACCGCUUGUCCCCAAGCGGGUCCUCUCGCGCAGGGUGCAGGAAGCGCACGAUGAAGGCGGUGAGCCCGGUGCGCCCCUCGGGCCGCAAGGCGCCGGCGGGCUGCGGCGGCGGGGAGCUGGCGCUACGUUGCCUGGCGGAGCAUGGCCACAGCCUGGGUGGCUCGGCGGCCGCGGCGGCCGCGGCGGCGGCAGCGCGCUGCAAGGCGGCCGAGGCGGCGGCCGACGAGCCGGCGCUGUGCCUGCAGUGCGAUAUGAACGACUGCUACAGUCGCCUGCGAAGGCUCGUGCCCACCAUCCCGCCCAACAAGAAAGUCAGCAAAGUGGAGAUCCUGCAGCACGUUAUUGACUACAUCCUGGACCUGCAGCUGGCGCUGGAGACGCACCCUGCUCUGCUGAGACAGCCGCCACCGCCCGCGCCACCGCUCCACCCGGCCGCCGGGGCUUGUCCGGUCGCGCCGCCGCGGACCCCGCUCACCGCGCUCAACACUGACCCGGCCGGCGCCGUGAACAAGCAGGGCGACAGCAUUCUCUGCCGCUGAGCCGCGCUGGCCAGGUGUGCGGCCGCCUGAGCACCAGCGAGCCAGGAGCCCUAGAAAGGGGGGGCCAGAGCAGAAAUUAAGAGAAACAAGCCACCGGAGGAAAGGGGGGAAAAAAACUUCAGCAAAUCUAGAAACAUUGUCUCGUCUUGUCAUUCCAAGAGAGAGAGAGAGAGAGAGAGAGAGAGAGAAAGGAAAAAAUAAUAAUAAAACUUAAAUUCACUUUUACUUUUUUGCACGUUCACAAGCAUUCACCGUACGUAUUCUUUUUAGUUUCUUUUAUAACCGCUGUAAAUUGUACAUUUCUGUGGUUAUUUUUAUCAUCCUUUUGGAGGUGCAGUUAAACUUUGAAGCUUAAGUGUUGUCGACAAGACUGCUAAGUAGAAGACCAAUAGUGAAUCCAACUUUAGAGGUUACAUUGUGACGAGCGAAUUGUUUUUGUUUUUGAAGCUUUACUAAUAUACCAGAGCAUUGUAGAUACGUUGUUUUACAUCUAUUGUUUAAAAUAGAUGAUUAUAACAGGGCGGGGAACUUUUUCUCUGCAAGAAUGUUACAUAUUGUAUAGAUAAGUGAGUGACAUUUCAUACCCUGUAUAUAUAGAGAUGUUCUAUAAGUGUGAGAAAGUAUAUGCGCUUUAAUAGACUACUGUAAUUAUAAGAUAUUUUUAAUUAAAUAUUUUUUGUAAAUAUUAUGUGUGUGUUUUUUUAAAUCGAUGGGAAUAUUUCUUUUGGAGAAUUAUUUUUCAGCUCCCUUGCAGAGCUCUUAAUAUCUGGAUGUUUUCUCUUUGGCCAGGCUGGUGAUUUUUUGUUUGUUUUGCCCAGUAUCCAGUGUCUGAGGCUCAGAAGUUACAGCUCUCCGGUACUGGUCUUGCAUGAUUGCAUGAGAUGUUCAAUCACAAAAUAAACCGGUUAUGAGUCCUUUCAAAUGUGCUUUCUUUAACCUAGAUGGAAACCUUUUUAUUAGAGUGUAUAUGUUGAAAACAAACCUUGUCGGGUUUUAAGUACAGGGUUUUAUAGUGUAAUAUAUAAAGAAUUAAGUGUGUGGGUUUUUUUUUUCUUUUUGAACUGAGGUAAAAAAAAAAAAAAAGCUUCUGAGAGAAUUUGUAUAUAGGAUGGAGAAAUGCUUGGACCUUUAAGGACUCUACAGAACUGCUGUCUUUUCAAAGUGAAAAUGUUCGUCCUUCAUUUUACACUAAAGCAUAAUGUCAUGAAGUUUCAUAUCUGUACAGAGUAUUUAAAUCAUAGAAAUGAAAAAUGUUCUCUGCUUGCUACCAAAGGACAAACUCUGGAAAUGGACAUUUCUACCCUCUUCCCUCCAAAGAAUAUUAAUAGGCAUCAGUAGGAGAAAAAACAAAAGAAAAAAACAUACUGGAAAAUCCUUCAAGCAGGGAUAAAAGUCGAUCUUCAAACAUUAACUUAAGUAGACCAAAAAUUCUGAUGACCACAUCUAGAUUAUUUUUCUAUAAAAAAUGAUUUUCACUAUAGCGAUGUCAGUCACCACUAAGCUACUGUCCAAUUCCAUGUGAUGUGUAACUUUUACAUGUGAAAAUUAAAAGUAGAUUUAUCUGUCUUGUACUGUGA